UAGAAUUAUGAAUGAGGUUUUUUAGGGCUGAGUAUGGGAGUCCACGGUGCGAGGGUAUUUGUUGAUGUCCGGCCUUGCUGUCCUGCACCAGAGUUCAGGUAGCUCACAACCAACACACCAUGCAACCCCGCAUAGCAUCUCUCCGUGCCAGGGAAAGCCUUCUGAGUGAAGCUCAAAGACAGAGGGCGAAACAGACUUCUACACACACACCCAGCCCACCCUGAAGCACACACGCUCUCUGACAUCCUCCAACUGGCAGACACAUACAGUACAUACAUACACAGUGACCGACAAAGGAGGGCAUGGGAAACUCCUCUCAAAAAGAAGGGGAGGAGGAAAAGGGAAAAGAAAAAGAAAAAGCGGAUGACAGUGAGGCGGAAGUGGAGGAAGAGGAAACGCCAAAAGUGAAAGAAGAGGAGGUGAAACAAAAGCUGCCUUCGUGUUUUAACGAGUUAAUCUCGAGUGGAGAUCCAGUGCUGGACCUGAGCCAUUUUCGUCUCCGAUACCUCCCUAAGGAAGUUCUGGGCCUGGAACAUUUGGAGAAACUGUAUGUCUGUGGAAACCGGCUUCGCAAUCUGCCUGAUGGCAUUGCUAAGCUGCACGGCUUGCGGACUCUUGCGCUUGACAUAAACAAACUGGAUGACGUCCCGCCGAGUGUGUGCCAGUUGGCCAACCUCACCCGCCUCUACCUUGGCAGCAAUCGGCUGAUGAGCCUGCCGCCAGAUUUCAGAAACCUGCAGAGCCUACGUUGUCUCUGGGUGGACGGUAACUACUUUCAGCACUUCCCCAAGCAGCUAUAUGAGCUCCCUCACCUGCGUGCGCUGCAGAUCGGUGACAACAAACUUACAACGCUGCCGUCAGACAUGUGGCGCAUGGAAGCGCUGCGCUGCAUUUGGCUCUAUGGCAACCGCUUCACCGAGUUCCCACGUGUUCUCCUGAAGAUGGAGCAGCUGGAGGUUCUGGAUUUAGACCGAAACCGUAUCUCAGAGUUCCCAAGUCUGCUGCAGUUCCCAGCACUCCGACUCUUUUCCUAUGACCACAAUCCUGUGAAGGGGCCACCGUGUUUUGGACAGGAUGUUGUGAUUGUUGGGGAAGGGGCAGCAGAUGCCAUGGAGCUAAGGGAGAUGAAAAAGGAAAGGAAGCUGCAAGCUAAAAGAGACGCAGAGGCGGCAGCUGCAGCAGCUGCGGCCGCAGCAGCUAGCCCGAUCGUCCAUGGAAUACUAAAGAAACUCAGAAUGAGCAAGACUUCGACAACAAGUAAUGCAGUAACAGCUGAUGAAGAUGUGACAUUACGGGGCAAAGAAGAAGAAGAAGUGGCGUCUGAAAGACAUAAGGCAUUUUAUUCUAAGGAGCUUGAAUAUGAGGGUGAGGGGUAUGAUGGUUAUGGAAGGGCAGAGUUGGAAUAUGAACAAGCUGAGACAGGCUAUGAGUAUGAAGGGGAGGAAGCUGAGCAAGGAAGAUGAGUGUAAUGAUCGAUUCCUCCCCUCGAUUAAGUGAAUACUCUACUCUAGCAUUUUUCAACAUAAUAUCCAUUUACCACAUCUGCACUAUAUAUGCAAAUUCCACACAAUUCCCUGUACUGAGAAAAGAGCAGAGAACCCAAAGGCCGAAACUCACUCUUAAUAGAGGUUUAAACGUAGUUGCUGAGUUCUCUUAGUAAACCGUUAAAACAUUGAAUUUUUUAUUUUUAAAAUUA
Ictalurus furcatus (blue catfish) is the source of this 1696-nucleotide messenger RNA. Its product is annotated as leucine-rich repeat-containing protein 10B. Gene Ontology annotation, molecular function: protein binding. Bases 303 to 1463 code for a protein of 386 amino acids. The transcript has a single exon. The record is from RefSeq and is a predicted model, not a curated record. NCBI's taxonomy places the organism in Eukaryota, Metazoa, Chordata, Actinopteri, Siluriformes, Ictaluridae.